GGCUAUGGAAGCAAAUCCAAAAAGAAAAGCAGACUGAAAUCGGAGUCAAUGUCCUCUAUGGCGCAUAACCAGUUGACACAUAUCCUUAAUUGAGAUGGAUGUGUAGUCGAGUCGACAAAAAGCUCAUGGUUGAUAAAUCGAAAAAAGUCUCGUAUUCAAACCCUCUGGCAGAUAAGGCUCGUUCCCUACCAACAUUAAAAAUUAAGAACAAAGAAGAAGAAAGAAGGGUGUCCCAUCAGGUUGAAAACAUUUUAAAGCCCUUAGAUCUAACAGAUGAUCACUACAGAAAGGUUAUGUUGUUGAUGCAUAAUGAUAUUGAAAAAGGACUUUCGCCAGCUACACAUGAAAAAGCAAAUAUAAAAUGUUUUCCAACAUAUGUUAGAGCUGUUCCUGAUGGAACUGAAUCCGGAGACUUCCUAGCUCUAGACUUGGGUGGAACUAAUUUUAGGGUUCUUUUGAUCAAUUUAAAUGGUCAAGAAGUAAAAAUGGAAAGCAAAAUUUUCAUUAUUCCGCAGCAUAUAAUGCUAGGUUCUGGAGUUCAAUUAUUUGACCACAUUGCAGACUGUAUCUUCAAAUUUAUGUCAGACCACAAGUUACAAGAUCGCAAUCUACCAUUGGGAUUUACAUUUUCUUUCCCUUGCCGACAAGAGGGUUUAGACAAAGCCAUUCUUACUACAUGGACCAAGGGUUUUAAGUGUGAAGGAGUUGAAGGAAAUGAUAUUGUUAAGCUGCUGCAUGAUGCUAUUGAAAGAAGAGGAGAUAUGCAAAAUGUAAAAUGUUUGGCUGUUAUUAAUGAUACUGUUGGAGCUCUUAUGUCAUGUGCACAUAGUGAUAGACAGUGUGCUGUUGGUCUUAUUUUGGGAACUGGAACUAAUGCCUGCUAUAUUGAAUCACUUGAAGAAGUAAAAACAUGGGAUGGAGAUUUUAGAGAACCUAAACAAGUGUUAAUAAAUACAGAAUGGGGAGCUUUUGGAAAUGACGGCUGCUUGGAGUUUAUUCUGACAGAUUUCGAUAGGUCAAUUGAUAAACAUUCCAUUAAUCCAGGAAAGCAAAUUUAUGAAAAGAUGAUUUCUGGAAUGUACAUGGGUGAAAUAGCUCGUCUUGCAAUUGAAAGAUUAAGGAAACAUAACCUGUUGUUUGAUGGUGAGGGCUCUUACCAUUUGGCAACUCGAGGAAGAUUUUAUACUAAAUAUGUUUCUGAAAUAGAAGGUGAUGAUGUUGACAGUUUUAAAGUAACCAAACAAAUUUUUGAUGAACUUGAGUUAUCAACAUACAAUGAACAGGACUGCCGGCUAGUGAGACAUGUUUGCAGUUUAGUUUCCAAAAGAGCAGCAUAUCUUGCAUCGGCAGGUAUUGCUUGUCUUCUCAACAAAAUGGACAGAAAAUUAGUAACAGUGGGUGUUGAUGGUUCUCUCUAUCGUUUUCAUCCUUUUUUUCAUGAUCUAAUGAUGGAGAAAACAAAAGAUUUGACAAGAUCUGACAUCUCUUUCAAACUAAUGUUAUCACAUGAUGGAAGUGGUAAAGGUGCUGCUUUGGUUGCUGCAGUUGCAAAUAGGCUUUUGGAAGAAAGCCGUUUGGAAGAAAAUGAAAGUAAAAAUAGUGUUCUUGAAAAAGAUGAAUGAUGUAAUAAUGAUUUAGGGAGAUGUUUUUUGUGUGUCUGUAAAUUUAGAUAUAGAACUUAUUUGUGAUAAAUUGUGAUAAUAUAACUAGCCUACUUUGUUUGUACUAUAAUUGAGUAUGUAACACAAACUCAGUGCUACAAAUAAAGACGUUCUCAAAAAAACAUUUUUAGUAUAUACAAAUGCAUCAUCUAGAUACUUUCAAAUAAAUAGCUGAAUGUAGUAUAAAUGAUAAUUUGAUGUUGAUUAGUUUUAAAUCUCAUUAUUUAACAUAUAAGAUGUGGGGCAAAUCUAAUCAAUCAGUUUCUGUUACUUCUAAUGCUGUAUAUAUUGUGGUUUUAGUAUAUAUGCAUUUAUAUUUUGUUUAUUGUCGUUAUCAGUGGUUAGUGCAAGUUAGAAUUUUGUUUAAAAUAUUUCUGCUUUCAUUGCAUUUUCUUUUAAAUUUUUCACAAAAUAAUUAUUCACUUAAGACUUAAGUAUAAUAUUUUUUUUUACUGAAACAAAAUCUUUUUAAACAGUUAUUAAAACAUGCUCCACAAAAUGAUACAAAGAAUUAACAUCCAAGUAUUUAUGUUUUAAAUAUUCCAAUAUUUGCUAUAUGUAAAUGGAUUAUUUUAAUAUUGUAUAUUCCUUUACAUACUCAUUACUUACAUUUUUUAGGUCAACACUGAAUUUAAAAGCGUGCGGCGUCA
Molecule: messenger RNA, 2311 nt
Organism: Physella acuta
Lineage: Eukaryota; Metazoa; Mollusca; Gastropoda; Physidae
Product: hexokinase-2
Biological process (GO): glucose metabolic process; glucose 6-phosphate metabolic process; carbohydrate phosphorylation
Cellular component (GO): mitochondrion; cytosol
Molecular function (GO): ATP binding; fructokinase activity; D-glucose binding
Source: RefSeq, a predicted model, not a curated record